CACAGACAUAGAAACGACUGCACUUUGUUUAAUAGCUUUUGAAUACCCAUCUUAGACUUUGAUUUAUUAGAGGAUAAGCCCCAGAUUACUCUUUUACGAUUUAGUAGAAAAUGGGGUCUAUCCAAGAAUUGGCAGAGGAUUGGUUGCGUUUAGAUCAAGACCCUAUCACAAGAGACGAGAUUCAAAGCUUGGUGGAUUCUAAAAACACCCAAGAGCUAGAAAAACGUCUACGGAAAAGAAUAGCAUUUGGCACAGCUGGCUUACGUGCCCGCAUGGAGGCGGGAUUUUCCCGCCUGAAUUCAUUGACAAUCAUCCAGGCCUCUCAAGGCUUAGCAGCCUAUUUACUUGAGAAUGCUCCCCACGCAAGAGCCAAAGGAGUAGUGAUAGGCUACGAUGCUCGGCAUCAAUCUGAGAAGUUUGCACGACUGGCCGCAGCUGCCUUCGUUGCCAAAGGCAUCAAGGUGUGGUGGUACAAGUUGACUGUCCAUACGCCUCUGGUUCCAUUCGGUGUAGGCCAGCUUGGAGCCGCGGCUGGAGUAAUGGUCACCGCAAGUCAUAAUCCGUCCAAGGACAAUGGCUACAAAGUGUACUGGUCAAAUGGAUGCCAGAUCAUUCCCCCGCACGACGUGGGAAUCGCCCAAUCAAUUCUCAAAAACCUCGAGCCUGUAUCAUGGGACGCUGACACUGUCGACGAGAGCUUGCUCGUGGAGAGUAUCCUUGGGCGUGUACGAGAUGCUUAUUACUCUGCCGUGACCCGGGUUGCCACCAACGAGCUUUUGGACACCAAUGCACCACGCUUUGUAUACACGCCCAUGCAUGGCGUUGGUCUUCCGUAUAUGCAAGCCGUCAUGGAGCGCCUCGGACUUGACGGCAAUAUGAUCGUUGUUCCAGAGCAGGCCGAACCGGACCCCGAUUUCCCCACGGUGAAAUUCCCCAAUCCCGAAGAAAAAGGAGCCCUCGAUCUGGCCAUGGCAACCGCCGACCGUCAUGGCAUCAGUCUGGUUCUGGCCAGCGACCCAGAUGCUGACCGUCUGGCCGUCGCCGAAAAAGUCGACGACAAAUGGCACGUUUUCACCGGCAACGAACUCGGCGUCCUGUUUGCCGCACAUGUCCUGGAGAGCCUCGACCCGGACUACGACCGCUCCAAACUGGCCAUGCUUUCAUCCGCUGUCUCGAGUUCCAUGCUCAGCGUCAUGGCCGCAUCUGAGGGAUUCCACCACACCGAGACCCUUACAGGAUUCAAAUGGCUCGGCAACGGAGCCUUGGAUCUCGAAGAGCGCGGAUACGAUGCCGUAUACGCGUACGAAGAAGCCAUCGGGUACAUGUUUUCCAGCGUUGUUCAUGACAAGGACGCACUGAGUGCUGCCGCCGUCUUCUUAUCUGCCACUGCUACUUGGACGGCUAUCAACUUGACUCCCUUUCAGAAACUGCAGCAGCUGUAUAAGCGCUAUGGCUAUUUCGCAUCUGCAAAUACCUAUUUGAUUGCCAACCCAGAUGACCCUGGCUUGACCAAUGCUUUGUUUGAUCGGAUCAGGGCGUUGGGAGGAGAGUCAGCUAAGACUACCGCUACCGCCGAAGCCGCAGUCGUCCCAGAUCACACGAUCACAGAUUCAUACACGUACCCCAAGGCCAUAAAGAGCGGUACUAUUAAAGUUACAAGUUGGAGAGACUUGACUGUGGGAUACGAUUCCAGCAGACCAAAUUAUUUACCUAUCCUGCCCGUCUCCAAGGACAGUCAGAUGAUUACGUGCGAACUGGACGUGCCCGAGACGGACGGAGUCAAAGUCACAGUCAGAGGCUCAGGCACUGAGCCAAAGAUUAAAUUCUAUGUCGAAUCCCGCGCAUCUACUGCUGCCACUGCCCAAGCCAGCGCCGACGCCGUCGCGGCGGACAUUAUUAACGAAUGGUUCGAGCCUGAAAAGAAUGGGCUCACGAGGGCAUAACCUUCCAUUCAUUCCAUCUUUUUUUUUAUUUCCGUGAAUCGUCCUCAAGCAUUAAUCUACUUGUCUCGUCUUUUGUCUCUGUUAUCUGGUACCAUCAUUGCAACGUAUCUCGUCUUUCUCUCCAUGUUCGCUGGUCAUCAUGUCUAGUAUAGCAUCUCCAUGUUCACUCGUCAUCUCCAGUAUAGCAUCUUCAUCUUCAUUUCCGCCUUCAUUUUCAUCUUCAUCUUUACCUUCGCCUUCACCUUCAUCGUCAUAGUCAUCGUCAUUUCUCUUCAUCCUAAUCUCAAUCCAUCUUACUCUCAAUCCAUGCUUACACUCUCAGUUCAAUCACGGCAUUUUUGCAGGGACGGGGGCAUUCCUUUUGUAGACUAUCCUGAUUUUAUAUAUAGUUCACAUUCACUUUUCACAACGAGCCAGAAAGAAUUCAUUGUUAUAUCCAUACCAUAGCAUAUCAUAUCAUACAUGCCCGACGG
Messenger RNA from Xylona heveae TC161, 2416 nucleotides. RefSeq lists its product as hypothetical. Gene Ontology annotation, biological process: carbohydrate metabolic process; purine ribonucleoside salvage. Gene Ontology annotation, molecular function: magnesium ion binding; phosphopentomutase activity. Bases 111 to 1943 code for a protein of 610 amino acids. The record is from RefSeq and is a predicted model, not a curated record. The transcript is spliced from 10 exons. Lineage: Eukaryota; Fungi; Ascomycota; Xylonomycetes; Xylonales; Xylonaceae.